GUAGACAGGCGGGUUGGUUGGUGGACGAGCUUUUCUUUUCAGUCCUCCGCGCCGCGGGGCUUCUGCUCCACCCCGGCCCGAACCUGGCGGCUUCAAGUUGGACGGAAUUCGGGUGCGGGAAGAAACUCUGGCCGCUCCGAGAGCUUUUCUGAGGCAGCGGCUACAGAAGUAGCAGGAAGGGGAGGAGGAGGGCUGGAACGGCGGGGCGAGGUGGAAGUUUAAUGAAGACAGCUUACAAGUUUAUGGAAAGAUGGUUAGAUCACGGUCAAGAUCACCACGAUGGAAACGAAGAUCUUUAUCACCAGUCUUCAGACAAAGGCAUUAUCACAUUGAUUAUGACUCUGAAUAUAAGAUUUUCCAAAAAGACUCAAAGAAACUUAUAUCUUGGAGAAUGGAAGAGGCAAAACAUGGGCAAACCAAUCCCAGAUAUAUACCACAUGAAACUAACUAUCAUCGAUUUCAUGAAUCCAGGUCAUAUUCCCCUUCUCUGAAAAGAAACCCUUCAGAAGACAUUGAUAAUCAUAAAUCUUUUAGAACAUAUUCACCUGAAAGAAAUGAAAGUAUCAGAAGAAACCAAUUUAGUUCCAGAUAUUUAGAAAUGUCUCACAAAGAACACCAUCAGUCAUUUUAUCCAUCUAAAGUACAUGUCAGAGAAAUGCAUGAAGAUACUCGAGCUGUUGGAAACACAAAAGAAAUGAAGACGUAUCAUAGGCCAUUAAAGACUUUAUGUAAGUUUGAAGGGAAGUGGAAUGAAAAUGACUUGAGGCACCACCAAUUGCAAGAAGAUGAAUAUGUUCUGUCAUCUCGAAGAUUUUCUAAUGAAUGCACGCCAAGGAGUUCUUCCAAGAAGAGGUAUCCUGACCGUGAUUACAGAGAAUAUGGGCCCAGCUCUAAAAAGGUGAAUGAAAUGGAGAGGUAUGAUAGAGAAUCCACAAGCAGUUCCAAAUGGAAGCAAAACUAUUCUUCUUCCAAUCAGAAAAAGGAAGAACAAAGAAAUCUUGAAGAUCAGUGGCAUACUGAAAUUGGAUACAGUAAUAAUUGUGAUGCUAAGGUUACAUAUGAGUAUUCUCAUAAACGUCAUAGACAUCCAGAUGGAGAAAAAUAUUCCUCUGAUGAAAAAGCAGAGAAAUAUGUCAAGUUGGACAAAGAGAAAUACAGCUACUGUAAAGGAGUUUGGAAUAGUAAAUAUUCAGAACCUUAUAGCAGUGACAGGGCAAGCCGAAUGGGACAGCCUCACACUGAAGUGGCAGUGAAAUAUAAUUCAGGGAAAGGCCAUAAUUCAUGUGUGAAAUCCUUAGAUCAAAAUGAAAAAGAACGAAUACCGAAAGAUUUGGAUUUUAGGGGAAGAACAGAUUUUUCCAGCAACUACCAGCGUGAUACUGGUAGUUCAGAUGUCCAUGCUAGGAAAGAGAAACUCACUGUCAAAGUGGAUAUGAAGAAAACAAUACAUAAAUACAGGGGAGCUUCUGGUCGUAUCACGGAAAGGCAGACAUCAUGUGACCUAGUAGCUGUGGGUAAAAAACCUGAAAGUUUUCAUCCUGUAUUUGAACAUAUAAAAUCUGUGACACAGAAGGUAGAACAAAACCCAUCAAAAGAAUUUGCUCAGGAAAUCAUCACAAUUAUCCACCAAGUUAAAGCAAAUUAUUUUAAAUCUUCUGACCUAACUUUAAAUGAGCGCUUCUCAAAAAUACAAGACAUAUCAGGGAAAAAUGAAGUUAAACGGCAUUUGGAUCCAGAGAUUCACAGGAGGAUUGAUAUGUCUCUGGCAGAACUUCAGAACAAACGAGCUAAUUCAUGUGAGUCUGGACAGAAUGUUGUGAGAGUUCUAGAGGACCCAAAUGAUUUAAGACAUGACAUAGAGAGGCGAAGAAAACAGAGACUGAAGAAUGAAGAUGAAAAUAUAUUUUACAUUAAUAUCCCACAAAGGCAUGCACAAAAUAGGAGCUUUGUAAAGCUUCGGAAUGCUCAAACAUACAAAUACCAGAAAUCACCAAGAUUCCCAAGUCAGCCUUUCAGAAAAUUUAUUAAGAAACCAUACAUGAACUAUUAUACUGAAAAUUCACAUGCUGAUAUUGCAAUCAAUCGAUUUAAAAGACGAAUUGAAAAUCCUGAAACAGUUCAAAGACCCACCAAGUACAGUUUUAUUGAUGGGCGCCCUCACUUCAGAUCAAAUUUAGUACAAAAGGGCUUGAAUAUACAGGCUAAAUAUCAGCGGUUACGUUAUGCUGGUGCAAGAGGAGUUACCACUUACAAAAUCAGAGAAGAACUUUUGCGGAAACAGUAGGAACUGGACAUCUGAACUUCAGUGCUGAAGUAGAUAACAAGAUUAAUGAUAGAAGUAACUGCAUUAAAUAAUGCUAUCAAGAAUUGAAAUGGAAAAAUAGAUCUAAUACUUUAACUUUUCUUGAUAAAGAUAAUUUUAUUUUUAGUAGUAUAAUGUUGCAGGUCUUUUCUACAGUUAUAAUACUGCUUUUCAAAAAUAGCUUUCAACUGAACAUUGUAGGAUUGUCAUUUUGUUUCUUGUAAAGAGAAGUCGGGGAGGGGGGAAUCCCACCGAAGGAAAUCUUUAUUUAUUAUCAUUUUUCCUCUAAGCAUGUUUUUGUUGCUAGGAAUUAUUAUACAUAAAGUUUAUAUGUUUAAAGUUUAUUUGCUUAAAUAAUAAAAAAACAAAACAAUUA
Molecule: messenger RNA, 2678 nt
Organism: Thamnophis elegans (Western terrestrial garter snake)
Lineage: Eukaryota; Metazoa; Chordata; Lepidosauria; Squamata; Natricidae
Gene: BCLAF3
Product: BCLAF1 and THRAP3 family member 3
Exons: 12
Coding region: 251-2284 (677 amino acids)
Biological process (GO): positive regulation of transcription by RNA polymerase II
Cellular component (GO): mediator complex
Molecular function (GO): transcription coregulator activity; DNA binding
Source: RefSeq, a predicted model, not a curated record